Trichoplusia ni (cabbage looper) is the source of this 1115-nucleotide messenger RNA. RefSeq lists its product as uncharacterized. Lineage: Eukaryota; Metazoa; Arthropoda; Insecta; Lepidoptera; Noctuidae. The transcript has 5 exons. The coding region runs from base 285 to 1016 and encodes 243 amino acids. The record is from RefSeq and is a predicted model, not a curated record.
AGCGAUUCCGUUCUUGGAAAAUUUCAAUUUAAAACACUGCCAAGGGACGCUAUAAAAUUUUUCAUUAUCACCUCCCGAGGAGACGUUUCCCAUUAAUUCCGGACUUAACCUGUAAUCAAAACAUAGGAUGACCAAUUUUAGUGGCAGCAUUUUGUUCGCGACCCACUUGAAAUUUGUUUGCCCUCUAGAUUCUCACGGAAACGCUUCGUAACGAGCCGGAGCGCGGCAUUGAUAUAUAAAAGGUUUAUUUCAUUUAAUAACUGUCGCAAUAAUAAACUGGAGUAAUGGGAUCGUUAGGAUUUUGGAGCAUGGUGGUGAUUCUACUUCAAAGCGUCUUAGCUGUUGUGAUUAGCUGGUUGACUCUGGACUGCAAGUUCGCGCCGCUCACCGACGAGCUGCAUGAGAUCACGUUGAUGAAGGUCCUCUACCUUUACGACCCUGAGGCUUGCGGCAGGAUCCACUUCUACAACCUCACUUCUACUGUCAGCUUUGAUAGGACUUACACCAGUGUUGUAUGGCCAGUCACAAACCUAGUUGCUUCGAGAUUCCGCACUAAGAUUCAGCUCUGGCUCGCGCUCCACCUGAUCUGGUUGCUGUUCGCUAUCGUCAACGUGACGCAGGGUCAGCGCUCCUGCAGCUUCUACGCGACGCUGCUGCCCUUCACCAUCACUGGAGUCACUCUUCUCGUCUGUGACGUCAUCUAUGCUAUUCUGUUUCUCGUUGACGCUCGAUAUACGUCUACUGAAUCAACAAUCCUCCGAUACCUGUCGGUGAAAGGACGUCUUCGUGCGAUGAACAAGCGCCCGAUCACACCAGGAGCCCAUAACAUAGAAGACACGUCCUGGAUCGCCGUGGUCCUGGCCUACAUCAGCAUGAGAGGCAUCGUGCAGUGGGUUGUCAACUUCUGGAUCGUUAAAGACAAUUAUUAUGAAGGCUUGGAGCGUUACCGUCAAAAGCUUCGGCUCAGUCGACACAAAGCCCGAGCACAGAGAAUUUCUUCAAACUCGCAGUUAUAAAAGGCAUGCAUCAAAUGUGAUGACAGCGCCUUCUUUAAAGGUUAUAGACAUAAAACGACGCGCUACAACCUCACUGUGAUAACGUUCUUAGUAUUUAUA